This is a messenger RNA of Sceloporus undulatus (fence lizard), 2616 nucleotides long. RefSeq names its product protocadherin gamma-B1-like. Bases 187 to 2616 code for a protein of 809 amino acids. NCBI's taxonomy places the organism in Eukaryota, Metazoa, Chordata, Lepidosauria, Squamata, Phrynosomatidae. The transcript has a single exon. Gene Ontology annotation, cellular component: plasma membrane. Gene Ontology annotation, molecular function: calcium ion binding. Gene Ontology annotation, biological process: homophilic cell-cell adhesion. The record is from RefSeq and is a predicted model, not a curated record.
AACAAGAGAGCACAGAGAUGUGCAAGCACUUUUCUUUGACAAAGAAAAAAACUUAUUGCACAAUAUACAAAUUCUGUAAUUCUCUUAACCUUCCAUUUGACUUUUGUGCCACUAUGGGAAUUUAAGUGCCUCAGCUUGCCAAAGCAAAAAAGAAAAGAAGACAAGCAAGUCUCUCAACAAGAAAGGAUGGAAAGUAACCAUAAAAAGACUGAGUCAAUGAAAAGGCAAGUACCUUUCCUUUUGCUGUUUUUGUUCUGCCCGAUUGCCUCAAAGCAGAUUCAUUACUCCAUUCAAGAGGAAAUGGAAGUAGGUACCUUUGUAGGAAAUCUUGCAAAGGAUUUGGGACUGACUACUGAAAAAAUAACAGAUUAUAGUCUGCAUAUCAUAUCUUUAGGUAAAAAGCAAUAUUUCACUAUCAACACACAAAAUGGGAAUCUUUAUGUAAAUGAUAGGAUAGAUAGAGAGGGGAUAUGUGGGAAAAAUGCAUUGUGCCUCAUUAAUUUUGAAGUGAUGGUUGAAAACCCUCUGAAUAUUUUCCAUAUAACUGUAGAGAUCCAAGAUAUUAAUGAUAAUGCACCGCAUUUCAUAAAUGGAGAUAUCAAGAUGGAAAUAAUUGAAUCAACUUUGCUUGGAGCUCACUUUGUUCUCGGAUAUGCUACAGAUCCAGAUACUGGAAUGAAUUCUCUCCAGAAUUACCAUCUCAUGCCUAAUCCAUAUUUCAUACUGGAAGUUAGAGAGGGAGAAGAUGGAUAUAAAUAUGCAGAAUUAGUAUUGAGUAAACAGCUGGAUAGAGAAAGUGAAUAUGGUUUCAAUUUAAUCCUUAUGGCUCUGGAUGGAGGGAAGCCUCCCCAAACUGGGACUGCCAAAAUAUGGGUUACCCUCAUUGAUGCCAAUGACAACUCACCCAUCUUCACUGAGAAAGUGUACAAAGUUAAUUUGAAAGAAAAUGUCCCCAAAGGAUCUUUAGUGAUACAGGUGAAGGCCACAGAUAAAGAUGAAGGUUCAAAUGGACAGAUCAGCUAUAAUUUUCGCAAUAUCCCUGAAAUGGCUGACCAGAAAUUCAGUAUCCAUCCAGUUAAUGGGGAAAUUGUAGUUACAGAACAUUUGGAUUUUGAGGAAACAGAGAUGUACAUUAUAACAAUAGAAGCAAGAGAUGGAGGCGGUUUAGUGUCGCAUUGUAGUGUAGAAAUAAAACUAUUGGAUGAGAAUGACAAUGCUCCAGAAGUGAUUAUAGUAUCGAUAACCAGCCCAAUAUCUGAGGAUUCUGCAGUUGAAACUCUGGUAGCUCUUCUCAAUGUAAAUGAUAAAGAUUCUGGAGAAAAUGGAAUUGUUACUUGUCUUUUACAGGGCAAUUUUCCUCUAAAAAUAAUAUCAAUGCCUAAUAACUACUAUAGGCUUCUUACAGAUGGUCCCUUGGACAGGGAAAGCACUCCAGAGUACAAUAUAACCAUCAUAGCAACAGACAAAGGCACACCUCCUCUUUCAACAGAGAAGACCAUCUCCCUGAAGAUUUCAGACAUCAAUGACAACUCCCCUACCUUUGAGAAAUCUUCUUACACUGCUUUUGUACCAGAGAACAAUCCUUCAGGCACCUCCAUUUUCCGUAUUCAAGCCUCAGAUCCAGAUCUGGAAGGUAAUGCCCGAAUCACUUACUCCCUCCUCCAAAGCAACAUUCAGGAGCUGCCUCUCUCCUCUUACUUCUCCAUUAACUCUGAAACUGGCAUCAUCUAUGCUCAGCGUUCCUUCGACUACGAACAGUGCCAGGAGUUUCAGGUGGAGGUGAGGGCCCAAGAUGGAGGCUCCCCACCCCUCAGCAGCACUGCCACUGUGAAGGUCUUCAUCCUGGACCAGAAUGACAAGAGCCCUCAAAUCCUUUACCCUUCUCAGGGAGCGGAGGGCUCAGCCUUGUUUGAGAUGGUGCCUCGCUCAGUGGAGGAGGGCUAUCUGGUGACCAAGGUGGUGGCGGUGGAUGCUGACUCUGGGCACAACGCUUGGCUCUCUUACCAUCUGGUCCAGGCCACGGAGCCAGGACUCUUCACAAUUGGGGUCCACAAUGGUGAGAUCAGGACAUCCCGAACAUUUUUGGAAAGAGAUGCUCUCAAGCAGAAGCUGGUAAUUUUAGUGAAGGAUAAUGGCCAGCCACCACUAUCCAGUACUGUGAGUCUUAACCUGGUCUUUGCUGAAAACUUCCAAGAGGCUCUUCCAGAAAUUAACAGCCAACCCAGAGACCCAGCAUAUCAGUCAGAUAUCCAGUUCUAUUUGGUCCUUGCCCUGGCUUUGAUUUCUUUCCUCUUUCUUCUGACGGUCAUUCUGGCUAUUCUAACAAAGUUUCAAAGAUCAGGAAGUCCCAAAUUCUUGCAAUGUUUUGGUCCUGUUCCCCAUUCAAACAAUGCUGUCCUAUUCCCUCCAAACUAUGAAGAAGGGACUUUGCCUUACUCCUAUCAGCUUUGUUUAUCAUCUGAGUCCAGGAUACAGGAAUUUACCUUUCCAGCAUCCAAUGUUCAAACUGCAGGGAAUAUUGCCUGUAAUCGUAAUUCUGAUGUGCUUUUGACAGCUGAUCAAGGAAACAUUCUAAAUACAGAAAUGGAUAAAGCUGGUGGGGUGAGUUUUUGCUAA